AUGCAUAGAGAAAAUAAUUGUGAUGAUAAGAGUAGGAGUAGAAGUCGCAGUAAGUCAAGCAAAAGAUACAUCUAACAUAACCAAGUUUAAAAUUGUAUAGAGGUGAAACAUCAAAAAGAAGGAAAUGAUUAAAAAAUUGAUAAUAAAGAAUGUAUUUCUCAUAAUUCUAGUCCUAUUAGAAAAUAAGAAGAACUCCAUAAGAGUGAUUAAUUUAAUAAGUAUAUAUUGUUUUUAUGCAGAGAAAGCAAAGAAGAAUAUAAGUUCUUUGAUCAGAUUUAGGGUAUCAAUCUAGAGCCUAAUAAUUAAUUUUAAAUACAAUUUGAAAAUCAAGAACAAGGAGAAAGUAAAUUUUUAUCAAUAUCUCUACCUUAUUAAGAAAUAAGAAUAAACUAAAAAAUGAUUUUAAAUAAAUAGCCAUCUUAAUUGAUCACUAUAAAUGACAGCAGUUAAGAAGAAGAUGAAAAUGUUUAGAGUAUUUAAUUUCAAGGUAGUUCACAUCUUCAUAAUUAAUAAUUUGAUAAUAAUAGAAAGAGAUUAUUAAGAAAUUGUAUUUUAUGGUAAAAAUUAAGAAUUUAGAGACCAUUAAUUAAAAGAACAUCUUAAUAUUUAAAAUAAAUAAAAUAAAAGAAAUAAUCUUUUGAAUGCAUUGAUUUAACAAAUGAUGAUAAUAUAUAAUCCUUUUUUGGACUUAAUCAUCCUAUGCUAUAAAGUUCUAUGAAUUAUCAUAAAAAAAUAUUAUUUGAAUUAGUUGAGCCAUAUGAAUAUUAAUGUGGAAACUUUAUGAUUAGUUUAGGAAUCCAUAGUCAUUAUACUGCAAUUGUGACACUACCUAUACUAUCUUAAACAAAAUCUAUUUAUUAUUUAUUUAUGAUGUUCAAAUUUGAUUCAAAAAACAUUUAUUGUAUGGUUCCUGAAGAUGACUAAACAACAUUACUGGUUAGUUCGAAUAUUUAAUCACUUUAUUAUUACUGUAACUCUAAUAAUCAAUAAAAGAAAUAUAAUAAUACAACCUCUUUAGAAAGUACGCUAAAAUACAAAUUUCCCUAUAUCUAUCCACCUCUAAUUAGAAAAUUUAUAGUUUCUUAUAAAAAAAAUGAUUCAUAGAUUCUAUAUCAUAUAAAUUAUGAUUCACAUGCUACUCAAUUAGCGAUUGAAGAUUAUUAUUGGGAUAAUCCAGGACAUUUAAUUACAGGUACUAGUCAUCCUAUUUUAAAAAUGUUAUUAUUAAAAUCCCAAAAUAAUUAGAUUCCUUAAUUUUAUGAUAAAUUUAUUAGUGGUCCACUCUAUGAAGGACAAUUUAGUUUAAAAGCUUGUCUUUAAUAAAAUGGUAAUCUUAUUGUUGUGGAGAGAAGGUAAUAAUAAUAAUAAUUGAUUUUAUAUUAGAUUCUUAAGUCCCUUUUCUUAUGGUUUUCAUAAUAUUAAAAUUGAAAUUAAUCGAACAACAAAUCUUAUUGUUAUGAAACAAAAUGGAAAAAAUUAUGAGAUCUAAUCAAAAUCCAUCCAACUAUUUUGGAAUGAAGUUCUAUAAAAAUACUUAUAAUUAUAUCAUUCGUAUUAUCUUAUAUUAAGUUUAGAAAAUAGUUGUAUAAUUACUUUGUUGAUAUGAUUAAUUAAGAUAGAAAGAUCUUAGAAAAGUACUAGAAAUGGAAUUAACUAUAUUAAUAUAUGAGCAAAUCUAAUUAAUUAAAAUCUAAUAAGUCAAAUGAUAACACUAUCAUCCUGAACAAUAAAAAAUUCUUUUGUUAUUCAAUAGAAAAAAUAAAAAAUGGAAACAACAUUAAAUAUUAAUGA
Messenger RNA from Paramecium pentaurelia, 1791 nucleotides. NCBI's taxonomy places the organism in Eukaryota, Ciliophora, Oligohymenophorea, Peniculida, Parameciidae. The record is from the annotation of a GenBank genome assembly.